Aspergillus lentulus is the source of this 1002-nucleotide messenger RNA. Its product is annotated as TPR domain protein. NCBI's taxonomy places the organism in Eukaryota, Fungi, Ascomycota, Eurotiomycetes, Eurotiales, Aspergillaceae. Gene Ontology annotation, molecular function: protein binding. The record is from RefSeq and is a predicted model, not a curated record.
AUGGGGUUUUUCGGGUCCAAGAGCAAAAAGGCAAAGUCGCCAGUACACAGCCUGAUGGAAGAAUGCAACAGAUUGAUGGACGAGAAUAAGUGGCAGGAAGCUCGAGACAAACUGAGCCAUGCUGUUCGACAACUUGAAGAAUCUCAAGGUCUCGACCACGAGGACACACUAUUUAUGAAGACCAAUCUGGCUUACACCCUGCGCCGCAUUGGUGAGUAUCAGGAGGCAGAGCGCAUGGAUCAUCAAGUGUAUGCCGUUCGGCUCCAAGUCUCCGGGCCCGAUGACAUCGAGACGGCCAAAUCGCUAAACAACCUGGCGCUGGACCUGAAAGGGCUCGGCCGAUUCGAUGAGGCACUGGAUCUGGAAGAACGAGCAUUAGAGACUUUUCUGAAAAUCAAUGGGGAAAGCUCACGAGAGACCCAGACGAGCAUGAACAACUUGGCUAACAGCUUCCACCGACAUGGGCGCCUCCAAGACGCUGCCAGGCUGCAUGAAAGAGCCCUAGAGCUGCAGACCCGCACACUUGGGAAGGGGCAUUUUGAGACAAUCAUCACAAUGGACCUGCUCGGGGUGGAUUAUCGGGAGCUCGGCCAAGUGGAUAGAGCCCUUCAUUAUCAGAGCGAAGCCCUGGAACUCUCCAAGGCUAAUCUAGGGGAGGCCCACGCAACCACCAUUCGAUGCUCCGCCAAUCUGGCAACAACAUACCAGAAGUUAGACACGGAAGACGGCAAAGACAAAGCAUUGGCUCUACUGGAGCAGGCCUUGGAACUUUCGCGGCGGACCUUUGGCGAGAAUAGUUCGGACACGGUGCCCGUGAUGAAUAAUCUCGCCGCCGCUUACGCCAGAGCGGGGCGCUUUGCUGAUGCUGUGCCUCUAUUGCAAUCGGCGUAUGCAUGGAAUCAGAGAACGCUGGGUCCUGAUCACCCACAGACUCGAGCCUCCGAAGGCAACCUGAACUAUGUGAUGGAGAAGAUGGGCCUAACUCGUGCUACAGUCUUUUAA